CCUGCCUCCCAUUCGGCUCUCUGGUCUCGGCGGUAAGAUGGCGGCUGCCGCUGAGUGCGAUGUAGUAAUGGCGGCCACCGAGCCAGAGCUGCUCGGCGACGACGAAGCAAAGAGGGAAGCAGAGUCUUUCAAGGAACAAGGAAAUGCAUACUAUGCCAAGAAAGAUUACAAUGAAGCUUAUAACUAUUAUACAAAAGCCAUAGAUAUGUGUCCUAAAAAUGCUAGCUAUUAUGGUAAUCGAGCUGCCACAUUGAUGAUGCUUGGAAGGUUCCGGGAAGCUCUUGGAGAUGCACAGCAGUCAGUGAGGUUGGAUGACAGUUUUGUUCGGGGACAUCUACGAGAAGGCAAGUGCCACCUCUCUCUAGGGAAUGCCAUGGCAGCAUGUCGCAGUUUCCAGAGAGCCCUAGAACUGGAUCACAAAAAUACUCAGGCACAACAGGAGUUCAAGAAUGCUAAUGCGGUAAUGGAGUAUGAGAAAAUAGCAGAAAUGGAUUUUGAGAAGCGGGAUUUUCGGAAGGUUGUUUUCUGCAUGGAUCGUGCCCUAGAAUUUGCCCCUGCCUGCCAUCGCUUCAAAAUCCUCAAAGCAGAGUGUUUAGCAAUGUUGGGUCGUUAUCCAGAAGCACAAUCUGUGGCCAGUGAUAUAUUACGAAUGGAUUCCACCAAUGCGGAUGCUCUGUAUGUACGAGGUCUUUGCCUUUAUUAUGAAGAUUGUAUUGAGAAGGCGGUUCAGUUUUUUGUACAGGCUCUCAGGAUGGCUCCUGAUCAUGAGAAGGCCUGCAUUGCUUGCAGAAAUGCCAAAGCACUUAAAGCAAAGAAAGAAGAUGGGAAUAAAGCAUUUAAGGAAGGAAAUUACAAGCUAGCAUAUGAACUGUACACAGAAGCCCUGGGGAUAGACCCCAAUAAUAUAAAAACAAAUGCUAAGCUCUACUGCAAUCGGGGUACGGUUAAUUCCAAGCUUAGGAAACUAGAUGAUGCAAUAGAAGACUGCACAAAUGCAGUGAAGCUCGAUGACACUUAUAUAAAAGCCUACUUGAGAAGAGCCCAGUGUUACAUGGACACAGAACAGUAUGACGAAGCAGUGCGGGACUAUGAGAAAGUGUAUCAGACGGAGAAAACAAAAGAACACAAACAGCUUCUGAAAAACGCACAGCUGGAGCUGAAGAAGAGCAAGAGGAAAGAUUACUACAGGAUUCUGGGGGUGGACAAGAGCGCCUCUGAGGAUGAGAUCAAGAAAGCCUACCGGAAACGGGCCCUGAUGCACCACCCAGAUCGGCACAGUGGAGCCAGUGCCGAGGUUCAGAAGGAAGAGGAGAAAAAGUUCAAGGAAGUCGGAGAGGCCUUUACCAUCCUCUCUGAUCCCAAGAAAAAGACUCGCUAUGACAGUGGACAGGACCUGGAUGAGGAGGGCAUGAAUAUGGGUGAUUUUGAUGCAAACAAUAUCUUCAAGGCAUUUUUUGGCAGUCCUGGGAGCUUCAGCUUUGAAGCAUCUGGUCCGGGGAAUUUCUUUUUUCAAUUUGGCUAAUGAAUGGCAACCACCCGGAACGCAGAAAUGCAGACUCACUCAGUUGAACCUUGAAUGUGGACACAAUUCACCUCCUCCCUUCAUCAUGUCUUCGUGCACUUAGAGCAGUUUCAUUUUCUCAGUUGGAUACUCCAUGUCUGUGUGAGUGGGGUGAAGAAAGGGAGCCAGUGCCGAAGACUGGGAAGGGAUGGGAGGUGGGGGGGUGAACAGGGAGGCAGCCUGUGAAUUUUUGUUUUACUGUUUAACUUUAUUAAAAAAGAAAAAAAAGAAGAGAAUAAAAUGUU
This is a messenger RNA of Cynocephalus volans (Philippine flying lemur), 1806 nucleotides long. RefSeq names its product DnaJ heat shock protein family (Hsp40) member C7 (gene DNAJC7). The transcript has 14 exons. Gene Ontology annotation, molecular function: protein binding. Lineage: Eukaryota; Metazoa; Chordata; Mammalia; Dermoptera; Cynocephalidae. The record is from RefSeq and is a predicted model, not a curated record. Bases 38 to 1522 code for a protein of 494 amino acids.